This is a messenger RNA of Westerdykella ornata, 1304 nucleotides long. RefSeq lists its product as uncharacterized. Bases 222 to 1304 code for a protein of 360 amino acids. The transcript has a single exon. Lineage: Eukaryota; Fungi; Ascomycota; Dothideomycetes; Pleosporales; Sporormiaceae. The record is from RefSeq and is a predicted model, not a curated record.
GGCACUCCGGAGUUCUUGUUUCUCGGGUUGGGCCUACGAUCCCACACGUGUUGGAGGGUGAAACGCACGCACAUGACCAGCUGUACAGAGGCUGGGCUGGUGUGGGGCAGUCGACAUCCGACUCCUAUAUUUGUACGAUUGAGACGCCUGGUCACCGAGCCACAAACGGUCGCGAGGCUGAAAUAAUGAAGAAUCGGACGCAGACCUCCUAAUCUGGCGCAAUGACGGAUCAAACAACCACACACUGGACUGUGUCAAGCGGACCUGUCCCAGAUCCCUCUCCACCGCCUCUUGAUGGGGACUUCGAAAGCGCCAUAGAAGACCACCAUAUCUUCUGGGGCCAGAGAACACGACAGGGCCAUUCCAUCACGGCCAAAACUUCCUCUUCACUUUCGCCUUCGCUCGACUGGCAAUUGCAGCUCUCAGCCAACUGGCUCUCUGCCCGUGACUCGAGGCCUUUCACCCUGCCCGAAUUCCCUGCGCAUUUACUUCCGUUCUUCUGUUACAAGGACGCCGCCGUCUACGUAUCAGAAGGUUCUGAUAAUCCAGUCGACCUCUUCGACAGAAUAUACAAGGAAUGGUACCCUUCUCGUGACAGAGAGGUAUUCGAGAAGGGCAUAUUGCGCGGUUGCGGAGCGCCCUUUUUCAGCUCUACCAUGCGCAUGAGGUUCGAAGAACAACCCACUCCACACCCGCCAGCUCUGCUUGAAUCCCUCGUCCGUUGGCACACUGCAUUUGUGUCUCACCUCCAGGAUCUGAUUCCGCGCUUCGAUUUUCUUGCAGAAUCCCAUACCUAUGCAAGGUUGCUGGUGCGCCCUGGGUUGACGCAAGAGCAGCUUGAGACCUUGCCAACUGGUCGGCGGAGACGCAUCGAGUACCCUCCUGUCCUUCGACGUAGUUUUGCCGAGUGUUUUGUCUUUGUUGAGCCGGGUUGGGAGGACAAAGGCGUCAGGCUUGUAGUGCUAUCGGAGGAUAUGCAGAAUAAAAUCCUCCACGGCAAAUGUGAGGGUCUGAGGCGGGACCUGGAGUUGGAAGAGCCAACAAGGAAAGCAGUGAGGUUGGAGGCAAAGAAAGACGGGAGAGAAUCGAGAGAGGAGGAAUUGCAUGAGCAUUCUGAGGUUGAGGACGUGAAGGUAGAGCAUAUGCAUGUAUGGAGAGGGAAUUUACAAGAUGUGAUGAGGGCGGUUCUGGAGACGGAGGGAAGGAAGAGGGGACUAAGGGAGUAUAAUCCUGUGCUAGAUGAGUGGUUGGGUGAGGGUGAGAAUGUUGGCAAGGUCUAUGGGCCAAGCAAUGAAGCAUCCUAG